UUGCAGGCGUCGCGACCGCGAAAGCGGGCCGACGGAAGUUCAUACAACCCCCGCCUCUGAAACUUAAGCUCAACUCUAUGAAUUGUAAUUUAAUCUUGUUCAUUUCAAAAACCUUUUUUUUUAACAAAAAUAUUUCGACUAGAAGUUUCAAACUUAAUUAGUUCAAAUCACUCGUGUUUGUGCUCAGUACAACAUUUUUUAAAUUUUAGAUUCAUGAAAUAAAUCUUUUGUGAUAGAAAAGUUCGAUUCGUGAAAAGUUUACGAAAAGGCAGAAUGGAAGAAGACAUUAUUGAAGAUGAAGAUGGACCAGGCGAAGGAGUAAAUGUUGGGAGUGUAAAAGAACUUCAGGAACUUCGAGAUAGAUACGAAGGAAAGUUGACAGCUACCCUUUACACAGGACUUCUCACAGUGUCAGUUGUUGCCACUCUUUCAGCCCUCAUCGUCUUGUUCAUUUUCCCCCCUGAAGAUAUGGUGUACGUCAUGUACAUAUCAACUCUGACAACGAUGCUGGUAUCAUCCUUGAUUCUUCUAAUUAUAACGCAAUUUCCCUCUACAUUGUCCUGCCCUCGUACCAGGCUCAUCUUAGGAUUAAUAUCAUCCGCAAUACUGGGAUUCGGAGUUUUAAUAGUUGGAGGAGCAGUACCUGUUUUUUGCAGUGUCAUCGCUAUUGUUGCAGCUCUUCCAAGAAUCAGAAGACAACGACCAUCGAUUAUUGGCUUUCUUCCAGUUGUACUUUACAUCGGGAAAAGUUUCUUCAUUCUUAAUCGUGAUCAUUAUUAUCAGAUAGCUGGUGACACAUUCCUGUUAUUGGCAGCUUUAGUAGCUGGAAUUUAUUACAGAAUUCUCACAGCGAGGGCACAACGACGAACCUUUGCGGGUACCAAAACUGUAAUCGAUUCUAGAAUUAAACUAGAAUGUGAAAGAGAACAACAAGAACAAUUAUUGCUUAGCGUAAUACCUGCUUAUAUUGCUGCUGAGGUGAAAAGGAGUAUAAUGUUGAAGAUGGCAGAUGCCUGCCAGGAGGCCAGUAAGCACAAACAAACCAGAUUUCAUGAGAUGUAUGUUCAACGUCACAACAAUGUCAGUAUCCUUUACGCAGAUAUCGUAAAUUUUACACCACUAUCCGAGCAACUUUCCGCUUCAGACCUUGUGAAAACUUUGAACGAGCUUUUUGGAAGGUUCGAUCAAAUUGCCCAGGAUAAUCAGUGCAUGAGAAUAAAAAUUCUCGGAGAUUGUUACUAUUGUGUCUCAGGCCUUCCAGUUUCCAGACCAAAUCAUGCUUAUAAUUGCGUCAAUAUGGGAUUGGAAAUGAUUGAAGCCAUUAGAUUUGUAAGAGAAGCAACUGGUUUUAAUGUGGACAUGAGAAUUGGAAUUCAUACUGGAAACGUCCUUUGCGGAGUGCUUGGACUUCGAAAAUGGCAAUUCGAUGUUUGGAGUGAUGACGUCACUUUAGCGAAUCAUAUGGAGAGUGGUGGCUUACCAGGGAGGGUUCACGUGACAAAAGCUACUUUACUGCAACUUGGAGAUCGGUUCGAAGUGGAACCAGGAGGUGGAGGAUCGCGAGAAGGCUACCUUGCAGAUCAUAAAGUUGAGACGUUUCUUAUUGUUCCUCCAAAGAAGACCAAGGAGGAAAACGAAUUAAAAAAUGGGGAUGGUCACAUGAGAGGACCUGGACCGAUUCCGUCGAGAUCGAGGCCGAGCAGUAAAAUGACAAAGUACGUGGAAUGCUGGGGUGCAGACAAGCCUUUUGCAAAUAUUGCUGAAACUACUUUGGCGAAAAAUAUUGGCCUAACGAGUAUCGCAAUGAUUGAAUCCAACCUUCUAGCGAACCAUGCGAACUGUCUCAAUGUACAGCAGUGGUGUGGAGGCAGAGAAGGUAUGUCAACCCUAACUUACUGGUUUAAUGAAUCUCAUCAAGAGGAUCAAUAUCGAGAGCAAAAAGAUGAACAGUACCCCUGGUACGUCACAAUGUCUAAUGUCAUCUAUUCGACGAUGUUCUGUGUCCAAGUUAUUUAUCUCCCAAAAUAUGCUACAGUUUAUGGUUGGUUUGGCAUUGGCAUCGUAGCACUCUCUAUUCUCACUUUUAUUUUUUGGUACAUCGAAAAAAAUGGAGGCGAAGAAUCAGCGCCCAGAACUAUUAAUCGAGGAAUUAGAAUAUCUGUAUAUUUAAUUACUGCCACUUUAACUAUAGCUUCUUCUUUAUCGAGCCUAACUGAGUUUGUAGAGGACCCAGAUUACAAAAUUGCACCAGUUUAUAUUCAAUCAGGAGCCAUUGCUCUCCUGGUCGCCUGGACCCAUUUGAGGGUAGGACACCUUUUGAAAUUGGGUACGAUGCUAUUUUCAAUUUUUGUAUUAUUGGUCGUUUUUUCUCAAAUGAAACUCAUCGAACUUUAUUAUAAGAACAUCAAAAACGAGUUUUCUGGAGUUCAUUAUACGAUACAAAUUGGAUUUCUUCUUCUGCUGGUAGCCCUAAUCCUUCACGUAUUAGAUAGAAGAGUUGAGUUCACUUCCAGAACAGAUUUUUUGUGGAAAAAUAAAUUAAAAGUGGAACAAGAUGAAGUUGAGACAAUGAGAGGUAUUAAUAAGAUUCUUCUUGAAAAUAUUCUACCGGCACAUGUAGCUCAUCAUUUUCUAGCAUCAAGAACCGACCAGGAACUUUAUCAUGAGAGGUAUGCUGCCAUAGCUGUAAUGUUUGCUUCUAUUCCAAACUAUAAAGAAUUUUAUGAUGAGACCGAUAUUAACAAACAGGGUCUUGAAUGUCUCAGAUUAUUAAAUGAAAUAAUAUGUGACUUUGAUAAGCUUUUGUUAAAGCCGAAGUUCUCCAGCAUUGAAAAAAUUAAAACGAUCGGAAGUACGUACAUGCUUGCUUCCGGAUUGAGCCCUGGGAAGGAAAAUGGUGAAGGAAAGGACAUAACAAAACAAGAAGAUCAUAACGUGAUAAUCCUUGUGGAAUUUGCAAUUGCUUUGAUGACAAUCCUAGAACAAAUAAAUAGGGAAUCGUUUCAAAGGUUUAAAUUAAGGAUAGGUCUCAAUCAUGGUCCCGUCAUAGCUGGAGUUGUGGGUGCUCAAAAGCCGCAGUACGACAUUUGGGGUAAUACGGUAAAUGUAGCUUCAAGAAUGGACAGCUGUGGUGAAAUGGGAAAAAUACAAGUCACUGAAGUCACAGCAAAAAUUUUGCAAAAUGCAGGUUACGAAUUGGUAUGCCGAGGACCCACUUAUGUAAAAGGAAAAGGCAAAUUAACCACUUUCUUCGUAAAAACGCCCUUCGACGACAAGGAAGAUAGCUAUUAAUUUAAGAAAACAUCAGGAAUCUCUACCAAAAAAUCUCAAUUAUUAUUAAUAAAAUCAAAGCAAUGAAUUAUGAAUUUGUUGCAAAAAGAUCAAGAGGCAUUUACGAUCGAUGGUAAUUUAAAAACGGUCAAUCAAAUUUCAGCUAAUAGUAAAUAAUAAAUUGUUCAAGUCAGCUUCUAAUUCGAAAAGUAUUAACUGUCUAGAGCUAAAUGUUUUCAUCUAACUUUUAAGAAAUUUAAUCAAAUAUGUACAAAAAUUCGGUUACAAUUAUUUAUAUCAAUAUACUACUUCCAGCCAAAGAUUAAAUUAUCUUUUAAUUUAAA
This is a messenger RNA of Belonocnema kinseyi, 3614 nucleotides long. RefSeq names its product adenylate cyclase type 2 (gene Adcy2). Gene Ontology annotation, molecular function: adenylate cyclase activity. The transcript has 19 exons. The coding region runs from base 274 to 3291 and encodes 1005 amino acids. The record is from RefSeq and is a predicted model, not a curated record. Gene Ontology annotation, biological process: adenylate cyclase-inhibiting G protein-coupled receptor signaling pathway; adenylate cyclase-activating G protein-coupled receptor signaling pathway; intracellular signal transduction. NCBI's taxonomy places the organism in Eukaryota, Metazoa, Arthropoda, Insecta, Hymenoptera, Cynipidae. Gene Ontology annotation, cellular component: plasma membrane.